Messenger RNA from Monomorium pharaonis (pharaoh ant), 6497 nucleotides. RefSeq names its product cell adhesion molecule 2. Lineage: Eukaryota; Metazoa; Arthropoda; Insecta; Hymenoptera; Formicidae. The transcript is spliced from 6 exons. The coding region runs from base 1000 to 1884 and encodes 294 amino acids. The record is from RefSeq and is a predicted model, not a curated record.
GCAGUAGCAGUAGCACCAGCAGAAGCAGAAGCAGUACUGCCGUCGCUACCACCUCCUCGACUUCGUCGCGUCUCUCACUCUCUCUCUCUCUCUCUCUCCCUCUCUCUCUCCUUCUCUCCCUCUCUCUCUUUUUCUCCCUCCCCCUCUCUCCCUCUCUUUCUCUCUCUCUUUCCCUUUCCCUCACAUGUCGGUACACCCCCGUCCCUCUCGACUCAACUCGCCGCACCAACCCUCUCGCGCGCGCCUCGGCGCCUCGUCCUCCUCCGGUGCCGAUGCCGCAGUACCGACUGCUUUCCGCGGAAGGUGGAAACUCGUGUAACGUGGCUGUAUAUAGAUUUUCAAUUAGUCAAGGGGCGGCUGUGUAGGAAAUUAUGUGUCGCGUGUCGCCGCGAAUCGCCGCAAGUACUUGAAACACUCGUCGCUGCCGCUAACGCCGACAACAUCGUGCUCUUUGGAUUUUACCAUUUUUUGAUUCUUGUUGCGCGCGCGAGUGGCGAACCGCGUGCUUCUCUUGCGCGCGGAUAUCGCGUCGCGUCGCGUCGCAUCACGCGCGUAUUUCGCUUCGUUCUCUCGAUCGGUAGAAAUAUUGAUUUCGCACCGGUGACUCUCUAACGCGUUCAGAGCGUUUGGCAAAGAGAAGAGAGAGAAAGAGGGGAGAGAGAGAGAGAGAGAGAGAGAGAGAGAGAGAGAGAGAGAGAGAGAGAGAGAGAGAGAGAGAGAGCGAGCGCAUCAAGUUCGGUACGGUCGAGUGUUUACCAGGAUCACGUUGUGGAUUCGGUUCUUUCUCUCCCUCCAUUCGUCCUGCGUCCGAGGGGAGCGAUGACGACUCCUUGUUGUCAGUGACGACAGUUGCGGGAGUUAGGAGAUAAGUCGAGCUCUUCCGCUUCUGCCACGUCCGCGUUGCGCUGCGCUGUGUGCCGUGCCGAGCGCACCAUCGUCGCGGAGUAUCCCCGGUCUUGGAGCGAUCUUGGAGAACCAGGAUCACUCGCGGGAGCGAGGAUGUUGCGCGCGGCCCUCGCUGUUCUCCUGCCCCGGCUUCUCAUAUUGUCAUCGUUGCUGAUCCUUUCAGGUGUUGUCGUCGCCCUACGCAUGACGUCCCUGCAGAUACCGGAGCAUGUCGUAGUGAAUGAGACGGUGCGCAUGCAGUGCAACUUCAACUUGGACAAAGCGCCAUUGUACUCUGUGAAGUGGUACAAGGACGGUCACGAAUUUUAUCGCUAUACACCCAGAGACGCACCCAUGGUGCUAACGUUUCCGGUGCCAGGAGUAAACGUAAACAGGGACGAGUCUACCGAGAGUUCAGUUGUCUUGAACAACGUGAAUGUGACGAGUUCGGGGAGGUAUCGAUGCGAGGUGUCGGGCGAGGCACCCGCCUUUGAGACGGUCUCUGAUCAUGGAGACAUGACUGUAGUCGUUCUACCUAACGAAGGACCGCAGAUAACCGGUGGUCGUUCCAAGUAUCAGGUGGGCGAUGUCGUUCACAUGAACUGCACGUCGGCACCUUCUAAACCACCUGCGCUAUUGUCUUGGUUCAUCAACGACGAGCCGGCCGACACCAACUACCUGAUAGGGCCUACUGUCGUCAAUGAGGGGAAUGGCCUGGAGACCGCGAGACUUGGUCUGAAAUUCCGCGUCGCGAACAAGCACUUCAGGCAAGGCGACAUGAAGCUAAAGUGCUUGGCCACAAUAGCCACGGUCUAUCUACAGAGCAACGAGGAAAGCGUGGAGGGCGACGAGAGCGUUCUGAAAACACCUAUAAUGGAGAGCCGCGAAACCCGGGCGCAGAGCCACACUCGCGAGGACCUGAACGGAUCCGCUAGUGUUGUAAUCCAGUGGACAAUUCUCGUCAUCAUCCUGAUCACAUCGAUCGCAGUCGUGCGAUAAUAACAACGAGCGUUUUUAUUUACUUUCUUCCUCUUUUCUUUUUUUCCACGUCGCUUCCUAAUCAUGUAAAUGUUAGGAGAUCGGUUUCACUCUAUUUACAAACUUCUAAUCCGCGUACCGUAAAUAAAACGUGAGACCGAUAUACAUAUAAUGAUUGUACGUCCAUUUUACGCGUACGAUGAAAUCUACAAUAACGUGCGCUCUAGGCUCUAAAUGUAUUUUCAUGCCAGCGCGGGGCAGACGAUUGGGCAAUGGAUCGUACGAACGCGUACGAUCCGACGUCUCGCGCGACUUCGUUUAGAUCGCCCAAGGUUUCUUUAGUGAGAAACGUUGCGAAAGACGACUUUCGAAGUCAUCUUGUGUAUCGCUUUCGAGAUACAAUUUGAUGUUACUCUUACUACGAUUUUUAUAAAGGAAUGUUUUUAUUUUGAUAACAUAUCAUUUUUAUUUAUUCGAUUAUGUGGCCUCGCGCGAUGACUUUUCCAAAAUCGAACAAUCCUUCGCAAAUACGCUUUCAUUUCGGAAUUACUAUCGGCCCUCUUCUUCAUCCCGCGUUUCGGCGAUUUCUCCGUACGAAGCAGACUUAACUAUAGUCAUGAAGCAAAAUUGCGAGUGAUUCUUUUACGCUUCUACGCUGUGAAUAAAUGAUAGGGCAAGUUAAAACUGACAAAAUGGCGUUAACAUUCCUUGUUGUUUUUAUCUGUAAAUUUAACCAAACAAGUUUAGCCGAAAAUUUAUUUAUAAUACUAAUUAAUGUUUACCUUGGUAAAAUUUUUUCUUAGAAUUCGCUAAAUAAUUUUACAGAACUUUUAUAUAAAUUUAUAUAAUUUUUUCUGUAUAACUUUUUAAAAUUUUCUUAAUAUUUUAAUAUUAAAAUAAAAUAAAAUAUUUUGCUGAAAUAUUUAAAAUAAUCACAUUUUUCAAAGAUUAAAUUAUAUGUAAGUAACAAUAUAUUUCGUUGUUUAUACAAUGCUAAAACAGUAAUUAAAUAGCAUAGAAUUAAUUAGCUUUAUUUUGACCAAUGUUUUUCUACAUGCUGAGACAAAUCUGCAUAUUUUCUAGAAUUCUUUAUGUAAACAUUAUAUAUAUAAAUUUCUAAGAUUUCUUAUCUUAUGGAAGAAGAAAACUGAUAAAAUUUGAAGAAGUUUAAAGUACUUUUUCUUAGAAAACAUAAAUUUAAAACAUGAAUUUUUAAAAGUAUUGUAAGUAUAAUUAUAAAGUUAAAACAUUUUUUACCAAGGUUAUUCUUAUUUUAAUCAGAUAUCUAAUCUUACAAAAAUUAAUUUAUUUCAACUUUCCUUGAUUCAAUACAGCGUCUAAUGCUUCUAAAUUUAAAUGACGCUUUUAAAUUCGCUUUGCUUUUAUUUUUAUUAUUCUUCCAACUGUUUUGUUAAAACAACCAUAUCACUUUGUAAAUGUAUUUUCCACUGAAAUAUUAUAAUACUGGAAUGCACAUAGUCAUGCAACACUUUGUUAAGAAUUGAUCCAAAAAAGAGGUAUUUUUGUUUAAGCUAUACUGUGUAUGCGUGAUAGACAAUAGUAAGAAUCGUACAAUCUCGUUAAAAAUAUAUGCAUGCCGAAUCUAUAUAUUUGAAAACCUGAAUAAACAAUGAAUAUUUUGCUGGAUUGUACUAAAAAAAUAUAUAUAUAUAGGACACUUAGAACUCGCUUUGUCAGGUUAUCUUAGCGUCCAUGCGCGUUCCAAUAUUAUCUCAUAUUGUUUCAGUGGUAUUUCCCUAUCUUUAAUUUCUAAUAGAUUUCGAUCGGUAAAGAUAGCUGAAUGUUGAAUGCUGCUAAGAAAAUAAUAUUUUAUUAAUUGAAUAAUACUGUGGCAUAAUAAUACCCUACAAUAAUACUCUACAAUACCCUACAACACGCGCAUAAAAGGAAAAAAUUUAAAAGGGAAACUGUUAUAUAACAAUCUCUAUCAAACAUUAUAGUUACGUUCUUAUCGCGUCAUCUCGACUUACAACUUGUUCCAGAGUAUCUUUUAUAAAUGAGUCUUUCGUUAUAUAAACUGGAAUUCCGUGGCCGUAGGUCAUAGGCAUCGCAACGCGAUUGAGUUGAAUUCCGUUCGAUAACCACACGAAACGUUUAAGCGGAUUGCUGUCGUUCCUCUUCUGACUAAUUGUAAGGCAUAGUUAAUCUCAUAUCGGGUAUAUGUCACGCGUACAAAAUUACUAUCGUAUUUUCGAUCGAUAUUGAAAUAUCUCCUAACAAUACACGCCUGCCGAGCCUAAAGAACAUAAGCCUUCACUUAGCCUCAUCCCUGACAUGUCGCCAUAAUUAAUAAUCUUAUAAUUCCAAGCCGGCAUUAAACAAACAACGUCAACAAGCAUAGCUUAAAUUGACGUUUUUUUCUCGCUUCUAAACACUAAAGCAAGACAAUUACAUCAGGUAUUGAUCGAUAGUGCGCGAAUACGAAUAACGCGGUCGUCCAGUGAAUAUUUAUUCGUAUAAAACCAGAAAGAACUAAAUUGUUAUCGAAUUUAAAUCGAAUUAAAAAAAACGUCGAACUGCUUUAAGCCAAAAAAUUGUAUUAGUUUUUGUCAUAGUCACAGAAAAGUUUAUAAAAAUAAAUUUUGUUAACUGUUUAUAUAGAGGAAAGUUACUAAUACUGGCAUACUACUUUGUUUUUUAAUAGUAUUUCUUGAAAUAAAAGCUAAAAAUAAAAUUUUAAAAAUAAAAAUAUUUUUUAUUAGAUAAUGUAACAAUUUUUUAACUAUUUUAUAUACUAUUUUAUAUGUUGUAAUAAUUAAUUAAUGCAAAAUAAUCAAAAUUAAACAUCUGAGAAAUUGUGCUCUAAGAUUGAGCAAAUAGGUUACAUUUUUUCUUUUUCUUUAACAUGAGUCAUUUAUACAAUAUUUUUAUAAGUAAACAUAUGAAAAUUCUGGAAAUCUUUCAAUUUAAUGUAAAAUGGUUUUUUACAAUUAUACAAAUACCUUCCUAAUAAGAAAUGAUUCAUCGGAAUAACGUCGAAUCGAAGUCAAAUCAAUGUCUUUUUAAUCAUUAUUUCUUAAUAGCUUAUGUUAGGUUGUUCUGAAAGAUAUCAUCUAGCAUGACUAUAUAUGUAUAUUAUAAAAAUUACAAGGUAAAUUAAUUUUUGGUAGAUUUUAUGUAGAACACAUAUGAAUGUAUGAAUUAUAUGACUUUUAUUUUUAUAAUAAUUUCUAUAAUAAUAAUCUAAACAAAUCAUAUUUUUAUCAGUAUUAAUAUAGUGUAAUUUCUGAAAAAUAAAAUGUUGCAACUUUAAUAGGUCUAUGCAUGGUGUAAAGAAGUGUGCUCGCAAGGUAGAUCAAAUUUGGAUCUGUUUUGCACAUAUAUAGAGUUGGAACAAGUUGUCUUCCAUAUUGGAAAAUAAUAAUGAAAUGACCGUGUAACUUGUGAUUUUGUAAAGAAUGUUUCUUUUUUACAAUAUACAAGACGAAAAAAUUAUUAAUAAAAGUAGUAAAAGUCACAAUAGAAAUCUUGAUUAAACCUUGAAUAAAUACAUUUACUAACCUUAUUUUAUUUAUAAUAAAUUAUAUUAUGUUUUGAGUAUCGCGGGUUUUGAAAACGCUAAUUGAAUGAAUAUAUAUGGCCAGUUACUUGUUCCAUCAUUCUAAUUGGUUAAAUUUUCAUGCGCAAGAGCACAUCUUGUUUAUUUAUACCAUGUGUUUCUUUAUACUUAUGCUAGCAUUGGCGACUUUCCUCUGCAAAAUUAUUUUUUGAUUUUCUUUUUCUUUCGUACAAACUUGCAUGGCAUUAGUAUUUCUUUAAGAAACAAAAUAUUGCUGAAAUUUUUAUUGACUGAUGAUUAUUGAUGCAAUCGACGAUAUACUAUUCACUAACUUUAUUGAAUAAUAACCUAAGAAUAAAGUUUCUUCCGUUUAGUUACGAUUACUUGAUGAUUACUAAUAUCGCUUUAUUUAUUGUUAUAUAAUAAUUAAAAGUGGUUUUAUCUUAAAUUUUUGCACAAAAGCGUAAACGUAAAUCUAAUCACAAACGCAUAAACGUACAUAUGCACGCACAAAUUUUUGGAAAAUAAAAGUAUGUAAAAGUAGUACAAAGCCUGAAAAAUUAUCAUGGGCAGGUCGCAUGUUAUCAACUAUUGAUGCCAAUCAAUUAUAUAAUUACAAUUAAAUAUUUAAAUAUUACGAUCAAUUACGCAAUUACGCCGGUAAAAAAUUAAAUUUUGCUCUUACAAUAUACUUUGAGUAAAAACUGUUGCGAGUACACUGAGCUGUGCGACAUAUAUGUUAUUACCUUACAUUAACAAAAGAUACAACAACAAAAAUAUUGUGAUUGAAGUUUGUAUUAUGUGAUAGCGAAGUCUAUAGAACACGUCCACGAGAGUACUCGAUAUAAAAAAAGUUGUAGACUGUACAACAGAAAAAAAUGCUCUCGAUAUGAGCAUCGUUACGCCAUAUGUCGUUUUUUAAUCCUUGUUCUUUUCUUUUUCCUUCUCUUUAUUCGAGCGAGAAAACGUAUCUUUCGUUAGGAGCGUUUUUUAUGGUGAAAAAUAUACGACACAAAUAUUUGACGAAAAUAUUACAUUUUCCAACCCGACAAAUGGUGUAUUUCUCUUGUGAAAUAGAAAAGAUUUAUCGCUUUUGCACAUUCUAAAAAAAAAA